AUGUCAAAGAAGCUUCAAAAAUCUCUUCAGGAUUACCUUUCCAAGAUCAAGAAACCCUCUCCAAAUACUCACUUCCUUUUAAAUUCAUUCUCUUCCAACAAAUGGAUUCCAAAAGGCUGCAAAAACCCCCAAACCCUUUCAUUUUCUGUUCAUCAAGAUGGCGAAGCUGCCACACUUUCUGAUGUUGAUCGUUUUCUCUUUGAGAAUUUCAAGUCUUUGUAUAUCAAUGAUGAUGAUGAUGAUGAUGAGAUUAAAGAUGAUGAUGGUGAUGGUGAAGUGAAAAGCCCUGGUGGGAUUUGUUUUGAAUCACCAAGGUUUAUUGAUCCGCCCCCGUACCUCUCAGGGUCCAACAGGUUCUUCGUUGCUACUGGGUUUUCGAGUUCGCUCAUCGAGGAGGCCCGUAACAGCGGUGUAACUGGCAACACCUUCAUGUCAAUGUCGGAGGAUGCCGCUUCCUCCUCCACCUCCAUCUCUAACACUAGUAGUACUACCGCAAAUGAAUCCAACGUCUAUGGUGGCGGCAGCGUUAACGUCAAGUCUCAAAGUAUCUAUAAUGAAUGCAUAGCGGUGUUAAGGUGUUCGCCGAACCCGUACGACGAUUUCCGACGUUCCAUGCAAGAAAUGGUGGAAGCAAGGUUGAAACAUGGUUCGAAAAUCGAUUGGGAUUUCAUGGAAGAGCUGUUGUUUUGUUACCUAAAUUUGAACGACAAGAUGUCUUACAAGUUCGUCUUAAGUGCAUUCGUGGAUCUGGUUGUCGAUUUGCGUCAAAAUGACGGCAAGAUGUCUCGGAAUUCUAAUGUUAAAUAUAAGAGAUCGAGGAGAACGAGGCACGGUAAUGUAGCCUAAGGAUUGGGCUUUUUAUUAUUAUUUAAAAAAGAGUUGGUUUUGGGGGUUGUAAAGACGUGAAACUGUUUAAUGUUAAUGUUAUUUUGGAUUUGAGUUUUUUAUUUAAU
Molecule: messenger RNA, 953 nt
Organism: Gossypium arboreum
Lineage: Eukaryota; Viridiplantae; Streptophyta; Magnoliopsida; Malvales; Malvaceae
Product: transcription repressor OFP14-like
Exons: 1
Coding region: 1-846 (281 amino acids)
Biological process (GO): negative regulation of DNA-templated transcription
Source: RefSeq, a predicted model, not a curated record